Messenger RNA from Mizuhopecten yessoensis (Yesso scallop), 2046 nucleotides. Its product is annotated as myosin heavy chain, embryonic smooth muscle isoform-like. The annotation marks the transcript as partial. Gene Ontology annotation, cellular component: myosin complex. The transcript is spliced from 5 exons. The record is from RefSeq and is a predicted model, not a curated record. Lineage: Eukaryota; Metazoa; Mollusca; Bivalvia; Pectinida; Pectinidae.
ACCCCCUGCUGAGUUACGUGUCUGUUUGCAGGUCAUCGUUGUUGGAUGAGAAACGCCGACUGGAGGCACGGUUACAGCAGGUAGAGGACGAGUUGGAGGAUGAACAGACCAACGGUGAAUUGCUGCUUGAAAAAGCUCGCAAGGCACAAAUGCAGGCAGAGCAAAACCUGGCAGAUCUUUCAUCAGAGAAAUCAGUCACACAGAAGUUGGAGAACCAGCGGUCCUCCCUGGAGAGACAGAAUAAGGACCUUCGGGAGAAACUACAAGACCUAGAGAACACCGUACGCACUCGCACCAAGGCCACCAUCACCACUCUAGAGGGCAAGGUCGCUAACCUUGAGGAACAACUCGACAGUGAAACAAAGGACCGAACAAAUAUGCAGCGAUCUGUUCGUCGAUUGGAAAAGAAGUUGAAAGAGAUGGUGUUACAGGCUGAGGAUGAACGUCGCCAUGCAGACCAGUUCAAGGAGCAGAAUGACAAGAUGAACAAUCGUGUACGAGCUCUGAAGCGACAAUUAGACGAGGCAGAGGAGGAAAUUACAAGGAUGAACGCAGCCAAACGCAAACUUCAGCGUGACCUUGAUGAACAAAUGGAACAAAGUGAAUCGACAGCUAGAGAAAUAUCUCAGUUGAAAAAAUACAGACCUAGUGCUAGAGUGUCAUCUGCCCGCUCCAUGUUGUCCUCCAUACGGUCUGGAGCCGGAGAUUUAGACGACGACGAUGACGACAGUGUCGACUCAGCAAAACAAAACUCUGAUGCUUAAACACAUACCGGAACAUUUAUCAUUUAGCAGACAAACAUUUGGGGUGCCGUAUGACCAGUGUAUCGCCCACACAUACCGUGGACUUCAUAUAAACACACAUAUACAUUAAUUAAUUUUUUUCUACAAAAGAUGUGUAUAUCAUGCCUAUAUAAUUUCUAUAAUGAAAACAAAUUCAGUUUAUCUUAUUAUAAUUAUUACUGUUAUUAUAUUAAGUUGUUGUUUUUUUUACUUUGAUUACCAGGACCCAAAUACUUGUUUGCCUUUUUUUUUAUACACUGUGUAAGAUUAUUUUGUUAAGUGUUUGUGAGUUUUCUCACCAAUCAUAAACUGAAUGUUUAAGAAAAUGUGAUGACACGUUAUCAUAUCACCAAACUGGGACCUGAGCUACUGGACCAUACCCUGACCUUUGAUCUUCCUGCUGGUCAGUGUCAGUUCUCGUGUGUGAACUGCUGGCUCCUACAUAGCACCGCAUAGUCAAUUCCGACCACGCUUGCCGUUGUGCUAUUUCCGACCGAGUUUGACAUGUCUUCUCUGACAUAGGGUCAUUGUGUCAAUUCCAACCAAUCCUGGUGUUGUGUCGCCUCUGAUGGAUUCAUAUUGUGUCAUUUAUGACAUGGCAUGGCAUUAUGUCGGAAGGCAUACCUAGCUUUGAAAGUGCUGAAAAUGUUUAACCUUGGAUGGUCAGAAUAUUCGGUGUAUGUCCUGUUUUAUGCCAGUAUAUUAUAUUGGUUUUGCUUACCUACCUAUCGCUAUUAUGAACAAAUAAUAUUCGUUAUAUUUCUUUUACAAUGGUUAUUAUUGUAUGUGCUCUAAAUUAAAUUGUGCUAUCCAUAUUGUCUCGUCGUAUGCUUAGCUUUUAUAGUCGAACUUAACAAACGAGGGCGUGCAAGAGGAAGAAAUACAUUGUUAGAGGGUUGACUGUCGACAUUGGACAUAAAUAUAUGUAAAUAUGUGAAUGAAAAUAUUGAAAAAUACAAUUAUUUAAACGGUGGUAUUGGUUAAUUGUUAACCAAAAAAAUAUGAAAAUCGAAUUUAUAAGAAUUUUAUGUUCGUGUUGUAAAGAUGUAGUCACUGAAACUGCAUAGUCUGCACUAGGAAAUGGUGAUUACACAUGUAAAUAGCCAUGUCGUCGACACAGCGUCAACAUUACCCAAACUCAUUCCACCACCAUCUUGUCAGAUCACCGGCACAUCACUGGCGUAUGGCUACAACCUAUUCUCUCAUUAACUCAUAUUUAAUGAAAAAACACUGAAAAAAACCACAUAUAAAAAAAAAAAAAAAA